Osmerus eperlanus (European smelt) is the source of this 791-nucleotide messenger RNA. RefSeq names its product PTB domain-containing engulfment adapter protein 1-like. The transcript has 8 exons. The record is from RefSeq and is a predicted model, not a curated record. The coding region runs from base 209 to 742 and encodes 177 amino acids. NCBI's taxonomy places the organism in Eukaryota, Metazoa, Chordata, Actinopteri, Osmeriformes, Osmeridae.
UGAACUGUGUUUGGAAAUACACUCUUACCACUAAAAUACUGUUACUACUAUGAUCUGUACUUUCUUUAUGAGCUAUUUAUGUGUAGUUUCGGAUUAAAGCGUUUGCUAAAUGAAGACUAUGCAAGUUGAUUUAUCAACAGCUACCGAGUGACGAACAGGAAGGACAAUCCUACCAGCUGGAACCGACAGGCUCCUCUGAAGAGAGAAGAUGAGCGACGUGUCUGAUGAGGAUAAUGAGAUCUCGUUCUCUGUGAAGUUCCUAGGGCGUGUGGAGGUGUUCCGACCGGAUGGAAUGCAGAUCCUGACUGAGGCGUGGCACAGCCUGACGACUCCAGAGAGAGAUUCCACUGAGAAACUGCAGAAGAAGAGUAAGGUGUGUCUGUUCCUGUCUGGGAGCAGCAUCGACAUCCUGGAGCACAAAUCCAAGUUCAUGCUGUAUACAUGCCCCCUCCCCUCUGUCUCCUUCUGUGGCGUCCUCCCCUCCUCCCCCAAAGUGUUGGGUUUCGUGGCCAGACACCCAGCAGCACACUCCUACCACUGCUACCUUCUCCAGAGCAGCAAGUUUACCCCCCUGCUGGUGUCCGUCAUAGGAGAUGCCUUCCUGGCCUCCCGGAGGAGGCAGAGCAUACCGGGGGGGCGGGACCUGGUUGUGGAGGCCCUAAGACACAAGAACAAGGUCCUCCAGAGGGAGAACGCUGAGCUGAAGAAGAGACUGGCAGCACAAACAGGAGAGGCCCAAUGAGGAAGAUGAUGAUUCAAGGCAGAAGAAGAUAUAGUCAUGUGACUGAAUA